AUGUCAAAAGAAAGCAGCCAUCAGAGGACUGGUGGACCUCCACCAUUACCUCCCAGGCAGCCAUCUGGCGCAGACCUUCUUUUAGCAGAAGACUAUGAGCACGACGACUUGCCCCCGCCUUCCUACGAGUCUGUCGCGGCCGAGUCGUUUGGGAAUAGUUAUCCCUCGCUUUCUCACAAUGACCCAAGGUCGAGGUCAACACAAUCAUUGCUUCCUUCACCAUCGGAUGAACAAGGUGACAGGAGAAAGUUGCUCUUGGUCUUCAUCCAUGGAUUCAUGGGAAACGAAACCAGUUUUCAAAGCUUCCCUGCUCACGUACAUAGUCUUGUAGCUGCUCUACUCUCAGAAACGCAUACCGUCCACACAAAGAUCUAUCCAAGGUACAGAUCGAAAAAGAAGAUUGACUUUGCACGAGAUGACUUCAGUCGCUGGCUGCGUCCACACGAAGGGCCAACCACAGAUGUGAUCCUACUGGGUCACAGUAUGGGUGGCUUGCUUUGCGCCGAAGUAGCCUUGAUUCCAUCCCUCGCCGAUGGAUCACUACGCCACCGUCUGAUCGGCACGGUCAACUUCGACGUACCAUUCUUGGGUAUGCAUCCCAGAGUCGUCAAGGUUGGUUUGGCCAGCAUCUUCAGCCCUGCCCCUGCCAAAUCGCCUCCCAAUGGUGACGAAACGCCAUCUAGUCCCCAGAGUAUGUUUUCACCUUCUCAACUCGACCCAAACUACAAUCCAGCCUUCAAGAACGAUGUACAUCUUCCAGCUAGGAAAGGCUGGGAAGGAGCUUGGUACUUCCUCAACAAGCACUCUGGUGAUCUGAGAACGGCUACCAAGCAACUGGUCAAGUCCCAUCUAGAAUUCGGAGGUGCCAUGGCGGAUUACAGCGGCCUCAAGAUGCGCUAUACUCGAAUCAGAGGGCUAGAAGAGCAAAGCGAGAGAACCAGAAAAGCAGUGAUAGGUAGUUCUGUCGCUCCACCAAGAGUGCGGUUUGUCAACUACUACACAUCCAGCACAGGUCGGCCCAAGAAACCAAAAACGCCAACAUCACCCGAACCAUCCAUGGAGACUCCCGCAUUGACAAUUUCCAAUUCUGAAGCAGAUCACAAAACGACUGAUGAGCACGAUGAGAAAUCUUCCGAAGAGUUCAAAUUUGAAGCAGCAAGAAGCCACGAACGGAUAUCAAUGGACAACCUAGAGCCUGCUCCCAUGUUCGACAUUGGCGGUGACUCUUCGGACCUCGAACAGCUUCUAGAAAUCGACACAGCCUCGCCAAACGAAUCGCUUGAAGUUCUUGGACCUGCCCUCCAGAAGUUGCCGCCUAUACCCGAUCCUCCUGCAAAACCAGAAAAGCCACCAUUCUACGCAGACAAGGAGUCUAGGAAGUUGGCCGAGAAAGAGUAUGACAGAGUGUUGAAAUCGUACUCCCGGGCAGUCAAGGAUCGCGAAAAGGCACUGCGAGACCGUGAAAAGUUGGAGAAGAAGCGUGAGCGACAAGCAAUCAAGGAGGGAAAGAAGGCCGAGAAAGAGGUCGCCAAGGGUGACAAGAACAAGGAGAAAGAUCGCAAGAAGACCAUCGAGAGGAAAGAGUCAGACCACGAGAAUGUGCUAGCAGCUGAGCAAAAGGAUGCGCACAAGGAGUGGAGAGCUGCUCUGAAUCAGUCUUGGAACGAUGAAGACUCCACGAUCGAGCCGCUUUCGAAGCAUCAUUCUUCCAUGCAGUCACAGUCUACUGUACUAUCGACCCAAGAAACGAGAACUCCCGGUGAAGAGCAGAAACCUUUCAAGGAUCGCACAUUCUGUACUCUUCCACCCAAGGACGGCUCCGGUAUCAGAGAUCCCACUUGGGUUCGUGUGCUGAUGAAAGACGUCGAUCUUGUCGAAGCGCACUGUGGCCUUUUCUUUCCAGAUCCAAAUGACGACAGAUAUGAGAAACUGAUCGGUGAUGUGGGCGAGAGAGUCUGUCAAUGGGUUGGAGAGGCAGAGAGUGAGAGGGUCGCCCGGGAGUUUGAAGCACAAGGCUAA
Aureobasidium namibiae CBS 147.97 is the source of this 2019-nucleotide messenger RNA. RefSeq lists its product as uncharacterized. The record is from RefSeq and is a predicted model, not a curated record. The transcript is spliced from 5 exons. Lineage: Eukaryota; Fungi; Ascomycota; Dothideomycetes; Dothideales; Saccotheciaceae. Bases 1 to 2019 code for a protein of 672 amino acids.